AACCAAUGAUAAAAAAUUGAGUUUGACUGAUCUAUUUCCAACCUCAGCUACGAGCAUAGUGGCAUAAUUCGUUUUUAAAUAAUAAAGCACAUUUAUCACUAUGAGCUAAAAGAGCCAGUACGUAACUCAGUCUGCGAGUUUAUACAGGGUCCUUGCGCACAAAUAUUUCAUGAUAAUAGAAUUAUUAGAUUUAGCGAACAUACAAAGUUUCCUGUCGUAUGUCAUACGUUAGCAUACAGUCUAGACUCACGCCAAUUGUGUUUUUGGAUAAGGGGCAUUCUGUUGGUUUUAGGAACUGGAUCCUCUCGCCCUUUCCCAAGGAGGUUAAUUUGAGGAAGGGAAGGGUAGCAACAGCAAUAGCAGAGGGAUGAGAAAGGAAAAAGAGACACAUCUAAAAGAUCAAUGGGGAAGGGAAGGCCGUUCUGCCGCACAACCUUCUAACUUAAAAGCUUUCUUUAUGAUACACUCAGUCUAUCUAAAGGCCUGGAUGAAAUUUCGACCUACCUCGUGUGACCCUACGGCGCCGUUGCAAUAGCCUCCAAGUUUUUAGUCAAAGCGAUAAGGCCAUUGGUUUAUUUAUUCCGUAAGAUGCAGUGAUGAAAUCUAUAUCGUCUGUACUGACAGAAACCACAUACAAUUUCCGACCUGAACAAUGUAGUUUAAUAAUAGUCUAGAAAAAUGCGUCGUCUGCGGAGUCUGGUUACAAAUGGGUUUUUGAAUGUGUACAUGUCAUAUGAUGAACGUUUGUCAGAAUCUGAAGAAGUAGCUGCAACCGGUCACAGGAAUUCUCCACUGCUCGGUUCAUCUCGUUAUCUCAAGUACAAGAAAAGAUGGAGGAAUAGUUGGUUGGACGAGCCUGAGUUUCAAGGGUGGUUAUCACGAAACAGCGCAUCCCGUAACGCCUAUUGUAUAGUAUGCAAACGCGAUAUCUGCGGGUCUAUGACCAUGAUCAAGAGACAUGCCCGAACCGGUAAACAUCAGGACAAUGUGACAAAUUAUUCCGGCAAAGAUCAGCAUAUCCAGCACCUUCAGAUACAACAACUGCAAUAUUCAGGCAAACAACAGCAGCAGCAGCAACAACAACAACAACACAACAGCAAUAUUCGAUACAUGCUGGGUACAUCAGACGGGUCAGCCGUUGGAACAGGUUCUGGUGAACCCCAAGUCGUUGUCGUUUCGGAGCAAGUGGACAGUGGCACCGGGAAUGGGGGCCCAGAUACAGGUGGCGGCGGCGGAGAUGGAACUGUAUUCGUGACCGAAGCGACGGAAGCAACCGAUGCAGAAGGGGCUGAAGGAAACACCGCCUUUGGUGUCGACGGGACCGUAUCUCUUGAGGAUGAUUAUUCUCCUGUCGAUUCGGGUGAAGUUUACGUGACCAUUUGUCGCACCGAACAGUUCUCUGCUAGUCAUAGACUACACUGUCCCGAACUGACGCCCUUUAAAAAUCAAGAGAUUUUCGGGAAGUGCAAUAACCCCAACGGACACGGGCAUAACUACAAGUUUGAGGUUGCUCUUACAGGACCAAUUGACAAAACGACAGGUAUGGUGAUGAACCUAGCGGAUCUGAAACGCCUCAUCACUUCCAAUGUACUGGAUGUUGUCGACCAUAAAAACCUCGAUCUUGACAUACCCUACUUCAAAAACGUUGUCAGUACGGCUGAAAAUAUUGCCAUCUUUAUUUGGCGCCAGCUUCGACCAGUCAUCGACCAGAAGCUUCAUAUACGUGUGUCUGUGUUUGAGACCGAUAAAAACAAAGCUGUGUUUCCAGCCUUCAUUUGAAUCGCAACCUCCUCAAACACGCAGCCUCAACAAGUGGUUGCCUAACUAGCACACAUAGUGUUGGCUUUGGCCUAACACAGCAACAGGCGCUAAAAUCUGCUAAACUGUUUCAAAUAUCAUACUACAUCUUCCUAUUAAGGCGGGCGUAUUGAACAAGCCUAUAUUUGUAUUGCGUAUAUAUGAAGGUGUAAGAUUUUCGGUACCUACAGCUUAAACGACCAUGUGUUAUUGUUUCUCGCCUCCAAAUAUAUUAUUGCUUCGAGUGUAAUUAUCCGGAGUAUGUUGUGUAUACGAAAGCGUACACAUGAAAACCAAUACAAAGUAAGUUUUCGAUAUGAAAGCUGCCUGAAAAUAUUUCUUCCAUUUGUUUGUAAAUUGUAUUCAAACGUUGAAGUACAGUUGUAAUUGAGUAGAUGAUGGAAUAAUUUUCGCGUAUAGAAAGCUUGAGACAAUUAAGAAAACGAUGUGUUUUCAAAGAACAAAGUUUCGGCGAUAUUUGGGUUGUCCUUAAACAUAGAGCUUUUAAAAUAUGCUACACAACGUAAGCUGACUGGUAUCUCAGAAGAAAACAUUAAAUCGAGGCUUUGCAGGUUGUACUGUUUGUUAAUUUGAAGUUUUUUUAGCAAGUUCCUAUAUCAAGAAGACCUAUUGGAGAUGCCCAAAGACUGUCGCGGAAGACAUUUACCAUGGAAAAAUAGCUAGGCCUGGAAAUGACUUCGUUGAUAAUUUUCACAGGAAUGGUAUUGGCACUAAAUAUUAUUUAAAAUGUAUUUCUAAUAGAUCUUUCCUUUGAGACAAAUACUCACGUUUUGAAGCCUAUUAGAAUUAGAAGGAGUCCAAUCGAAACAGAUAGAAAAACAAAGUAUUUUACUAAAAGUAUUGAAAAGUGCUAAUUUCAGAAUAAGAAGAGAUAAAGUUUCAUAGCGGAUGGCCUUUGUUUUUUUUUUUAGUUGUAACGAUACUUUGUAUUUAGUUGAUUACUCGGAUUUAGUCAUUUUGAGUGGGCAUUAAGCUUUCAAUGAAUGGCAAGCCAAAUUCCACAUUUAAUACUCUACUUCGUUAAUAUUAUAAUUUGCAGACUCAGUAAGUAUUGUAACUAUUACCUGUAAAUAAAUCACAGUAUAAUUGAAUCGUCACAUAUUCUAUGAUACACGUAUAGAAUAAAAAAUUACGGUAAAUAAACAAUGGACACGUGUGUCUAAUUGGUGCCAAUAGUAUUUAAAAAAAUGGCAUGAAUUGAACAAGGAAUUGAGUAAUCGAUUACGGCUGGUUUAGAAAAUUAGAUUCAGCGGAUGAAAAAUCCAGCCAUGUUUUUGCUAAAAAUGUUUACCAAAUGAGAGUUGUUAUCAGUAACAACCAUGAUUUGAAUGAUAGCAUAUACUCUUAAUGACUCUAAACGCAAUUUUCAUACUAUAUAUUGAUGUCCAGUCUGAUGACAUUUCACUGCGCGAAUUUAGCAUUUUUCGAUUAGUUGUAAGCCACCUUUUGUAAGAAAUAGAUACGCGACAGUAAUGCAAGAUUCAAUCAGGAAGCUCCGAUUGCUCUACAGUUACGUAAAUUCAUCAACGGUUAAUACAGAAGAUUCAAUAAGCGGUCCCGAAAAAAAGCAAAACACACAGAAAGCAGGUUCAAAAUAAAAUACUAUCUAUUUUUCUCGUAAUCAUUACAAGUAACCAUUAUUGUCGAUCACUGCUACUUUCGGCAGUAUUUUUUUUAUAUAAUAGUUAAUUGAUGGUCGUUGUGUUGUUCAACGUCUUUUUUAUGACCGUUGUGUUUAAAAUUGUUGUUAUUCUACUGCUAUAUUAGCGUUUAGCUAUUAGUUAUAAAGUGUAUUAUCGCAAUUCAUUUUAUAGCUUUAUUAAAAUCAGACCGCAUAUAGAACCACCGUAAAGCACAAUAAUUACUACAUGUAUAUAAUAAUUUUCAGCUCAGAUCAGGUUCUCCUAGAUAAUUAAUUGUUGCUGCUCCUCAAAGCGAGAAUGUAAAACGACCUGGGCAAACUUUUACGAGGUGGCCUAUACUAGGCAUCCGAAAUAGUCGGAUAGAGCCUUUGUGUAACUUCCAGCUUUUUGGUGUUAUUCUAGUAUUCAUUGUUUCCAUGUCGUAUAUAAAACUGAUGUAGAAGCUUUUAAAUAUUAGGAUAAGCAAAGGCAAUUUACAGCCAACGUAUAUUUUAAUACAGUCUUUAAGGUUAAUAUAUUUAGUAUAUUUUUUGAGAUUCUAACACAAACUCAGGACAAGAGAGACGCUUUUUAUGAAUCUCCAGACAUGAUCAGACAGGUAAUGAUUUGAAUGACAUAUAACAAUCAUAAUAUUAUUGAUUAAUAAAAUUACCGUAUCCAUAUAAUACGUACAUUUACAAGAUUUCCAUCGUCAGUCCUAGAUAUAUAUAUAUAUAUAAUAUAUAUAUAUAUAUAUAUAUAUAUAUAUAUAUACUGUCCAGCGGUAGCAGUUACCGCCUUCAUCAGUGACGUCACGUCACCUCAAUGAUGCUCCGACCUCUUGACUAAAGUUAACAAGAUUGCCAUAUAGCAAGCGAAAAUAACACCACUCGAAAUAACACUUUGCUCUGCUUGCACAAAGGGACUUAACUGUCCGACGAAUAUGAAGUGCUAUAUUGUCCACAAUUUCCGAAAUCUAUUUUAAAAUUUACAAUAUCUACUAAUUUCAUUCAUAUAGAGAUUUCAUUAUUCGUUAUUCUUUGAAAUUGCUACGUUUACACUGCGAAAUGUAUCAAAUCUACAUAACGAAAAUAAAAAAUAAUCUGAAAACUUGACAUGUAUCAUGCUUCAUCGCCAAGCCUGUUCGAGAUUCUAUUAUCUUCAAUAUCAUAGAAAUUGACACCUAUGUAGCUUCGGAUUGUUGCUAAAAUACUGCAACCAUAAGAGGAAGUAUAUUUAAAAUAAAUUACGGAAGAUAUAUUAAUUAAUCUAUAAUCAAGCAAAAUAGGGGUACGUAAAUAGCACAUUGAACGCAAUGGGCGCGCACUCAAAACCGUCGGCGCGAUCGACAGCUACCUGGGCAAUGGUCCAGGAGUCACUUAAAGGUCUGUCACCAAUAUACAUAUGCUAUAAAAAUCUAGAAAAAUGAACGCCGAUGUUUGACGCAUGUUUAGUCACAAAUCAAUUGUGAUUAAAUCGAAUAUUGAAACGAAACACAUAACAAAUAUUUAGGAAAUCUGACUAUCGUCACACCUAUUAUUGUCACAAUGUGCUUUAACGCUAACGUCUGACGAUGGUCAGACAUAACUAAUAAGAUAACUACAGUCUAAUAUAUUAUUAAAAACACUAUCGAAUAUCAACGCAUAGGAUAGCCGUAGUUUUUUCGAAAACUGUUGGCAGAUCACAGUGUUGGAGUCGGACAGGACAAGCCAUUGGGUCUUCCUUUUCGCUGAACUAAAUUAUUGAUUAGUAGAGCUACGAUUGCGUGCAGCGCCCGCAUAACAUAUUAGU
Varroa destructor (honeybee mite) is the source of this 5231-nucleotide messenger RNA. RefSeq lists its product as uncharacterized. The record is from RefSeq and is a predicted model, not a curated record. Lineage: Eukaryota; Metazoa; Arthropoda; Arachnida; Mesostigmata; Varroidae. Gene Ontology annotation, biological process: tetrahydrobiopterin biosynthetic process. Gene Ontology annotation, cellular component: mitochondrion. Gene Ontology annotation, molecular function: 6-pyruvoyltetrahydropterin synthase activity.